Molecule: messenger RNA, 442 nt
Organism: Solanum verrucosum
Lineage: Eukaryota; Viridiplantae; Streptophyta; Magnoliopsida; Solanales; Solanaceae
Exons: 5
Coding region: 1-441 (146 amino acids)
Biological process (GO): regulation of root meristem growth
Molecular function (GO): growth factor activity
Source: RefSeq, a predicted model, not a curated record
AUGGUGUCACUUAGUUUCAAUAUUCAGCUUGUACUUGUAAUUGCUUUGCUCCUUCUACAGCAAAUACAACACACUUCAGCUAAUGCUCUGUUUGGAAAGCUAAGGAAGAAAGAGUGGCUAAAAUUUACCUCUAUGCAAAAUGAUCAUGAUUCUCAUGUAGAUGGUAUCAUUGCAUCUGGUGGAGGAAUUAGAAAAAUGCUAGUGUAUAAAUUUUCAGUGAAAGGAGAUGCUGGAUUUGAUUCAAUGAAAACCUCUCACAUGAAUGCUCAGGUUCUCUUUUCCCACUUUCAAAAGAAUCAUGAGAGAGGUAAGAAAGAAGAAUCAAAGGAGUUUGUUGAUGUAGAAGAUGAAAUAGCAAAGCUUCUGACCAAAGACUAUAUUGGAAGAAGCAAGCCUCGCCGCAGCAAACCACCCAUCAAUAAUCACAAGCCUACGGACUAAU